AUCAACAAAAUUUAUGUGUUCAGUAACCUAUAAUUCUUAUGAUUUUUGUACACCUAGUAAGUAAUAAACCUUUCAGUGAAUGUCAAUCAUUUUGCUGAAGAAUAUAUACCUGUAGAAAACUUUGCUCAACACGCAAUAUACUCGUACGAACUACAUAACUUGAUAACUAUGUUGCUAUCACAGGAAAACUGGACAAAAUUGAUUCUGUCAUCAUGAUACAAUCACUUGUCCCAUUUACUGUAUUCUCGUGUGACACAAGUACAAGACAUUUGAUAAAAUGUGAUUACUAGUUCCCAUUUUAGAAAGCUUUUCCGUUCUUCCCUCUCAGUAUAGUUUGCAAAGUUUAUAAGAACCGUAUCCCGUUUUCUACUUGAAUAACGAUCAAACUCAAGUCAACGUUUUGCUGCUCGUAUCUUCAAGCAUCAAUGAUUGCAUGAUGGCUAAUGUUGAUCCUGUAGUCUUCACAAUCAAUGGAAAAGUACAUAAAAUUUCAGGUGAUGUCGCUAUAGAAACUUCUCUGAACACUUACAUAAGAGACUAUGCCAGGCUCAAAGCAACCAAAUUCAUGUGCUUGGAAGGUGGAUGUGGAAGUUGUAUUGUCACAGCGAGAAUCGAAAAUCCUUCGACCAAAAAAGCAACAGCAUAUGCUGUCAACUCGGUAAGUAAAAUUCAAAAGCAUCCAUAUCUUCUUGAAUCUGGAAAACCGUCCAAGAAAGAUGUUGAACAAGCUUUUGGGGGCAAUAUCUGCCGAUGCACGGGAUAUCGUCCAAUUUUAGAUGCAUUCACUUCUCUAGCAUCUGACGCGCCCAAGAUUUGCAGUCGUGCUGUUUGUGACAUAGAGGACAUUGUAAAGCAUUGUGAAGGCGAAGACAAUGCUAGUUGUGAAGGGGCAAGCUAUUCGUCAUCUCCCGGUACUGACGAUUCUCUCGAAAAAAACAAUUAUGAGAAGUACAUCAUUGAAGAAAACGUUGAGGUGAAAGAAAAAUCCGAUAAUGAUGAAGAAGAGGAAGAAGACUAUGAAAGCAACUUUGAAAGUUAUUUUGUUGAAUUGGCGUUAGCGCCACAAAAUCUCACAAUGAAGGACAAAAGCGGAAAGGAGUUUUAUUAUGUCAAGACAAAAAAGGAAAUUUUUGAACUUCUUGACAUGGUCGGCAGCAAAAAAUACGAGCUGCUAUCUGGUGGCACCGCUAAAGGAGUUUACAAGAAUGACUUCAAACCCCAAGUCUAUAUUGACAUAACAAAAGUCACAGAGCUGAGAAAAAUAUCAGUUAGUGGUGUCAUAGAAUUGGGAGCCAAUGUAACUUUGACGGAAACUUUAAAUUUCUUUUUAUCCAUUUCUAAACAAAGACCGGCUGAAUUUGGCUACACCAGUGUUCUAGCUGAUCAUAUAAAGCAAAUUGCAUCUGUGCCUGUGAGAAAUGUAGGAUCAAUUGCUGGAAAUUUGAGUAUUAAACAUAGACAUCAAGAGUUCCGAUCUGAUGUAUUCUUGAUACUUGAAACUGUGGGUGCACAAUUGAGAAUAGGUUACUGUUCUCACUCUCAGAUUUCAAAACGGGCUCAGAAUGCAAUUUCAUAUGUGAAUGCUGGCUUUCUGUUCCAAUUGAACCGUGAAAGCAAAUUCAGGGUUAUAGGGAAACCUAAUAUUGUGUAUGGAGGUAUAAGCAGAUCUUUUAUCCAUGCCUCAAAUACCGAGAAAUUUCUUAUUGGCAAGAACUUGCUGGACAAUAAAACGUUGCAAGGUGCGUUGGCUGUACUUAGCAACGAAGUAAAUCCAGCUGUUGAUGAAUUGGAUGCCAGUACUUCGUACAGAAAAGGACUUGCUGUCAGUCUAUUCUAUAAGUUUGUGCUGAGCCUUGUGCCAAGUGGGUCGUCUGUCUACAGCAGCGGAGGAACUCUUCUAGAACGUCCACUCUCGUCUGGAAGUGUCAAGUUCGAAUCCAAUGACAAGUUAUCACCUGUAACCAAACCAAUUCCAAAACUUGAAAUCGAGCUGCAAUGUUCAGGUGAGCUGGAAUAUGUAAACGACAUGCCGAACAUUGAGGGCCAACGUUACUGUGCAUUUGUCUUAUCGACGGUGGCAAAUGCUAAACUAAAAUCAAUUGAUGCUUCCCAAAUACUUAAACAACCUGGCGUCUAUGCAUUCUACACUGCCAAAGAUAUUCCUGGGAAGAAUACUUACCAGUUACCUCUGGUCAAUUCAACUCAGUACGAACAGCUGCUGGCAGAUGGUAAAGUAGAGUACGCUGGCCAGCCAGUAGGCCUAGUAGUUGCUGAGACUAUGCGCCUUGCAGAACAUGCUGCUAAUCAAGUCAAAGUAGAGUACAGUGAUGUGAAACCGCCCAUUCUGUCCGUCAAAGAAAUCCUCAACAAAGGGCCCAAGGGCAAUAUCAUUCCUCAAGGAGAAAUACCAGCGACUGCUAAAAAAAAUGAUGUUAAACACGUUGUAAAAGGAGAAGUUGAAUUGGCAAAACAGUACCAUUUUCCAAUAGAGCCACAGACGAGCUUCUGUGUGCCCACGAAUGGUGGACAAUGUAUGACCGUAUAUUCAAGUACACAAUGGCCCCAAAUUGUACAAUGUGCUAUUUCUUUGGCGCUGGGCAUCCCAGAUAACAGCGUUUAUGUGAAAGUGAGAGCAGUUGGAGGAGGAUAUGGGUUCAAGUUCAGUCGUGCCAACCUGUCAGCGACGGCGUGUGCUGUGGCAGCCUACCUGCAGCAGAAGCCAAUGCGAAUGGUCAUGACCAUCGAAUCUAUGAUGAAGGCUAUCGGAAAACGAUUCCCCUUAUUGCUGCAAUAUGAGGCUGGCGUGGAUAAUGAUGGUUUGAUCCAGUACAUGAAUAUCUCGUUCUAUGAGGAUGUAGGCAUAACUAUCAAUGAUGCCAAUUGUUUGGCUGUUUUAGUCUACUUGCCUGGAUCUUACGACCCAUCAACGUGGAGUCGUAAAGGAUUUGCUGUGAAAACUAAUUCAGCUUCUAACUGUUACUGUCGAGCACCAGGCUCUACUGAAGCAACAGCAUCCAUUGAAACUAUAAUGGAGCAUAUAUCCAGAGUGGUGAAGAAAGAUCCUUUGUCUGUUCGUUUGAAAAAUAUAAUCAAUCCAAUUGCUGCUGAUCUAUUGAACACUUUGAAAGUGUCUUCAGACUACGACAAAAGAAAGGAGGCCAUUGAAAAAUUCAAUUCCGAGAACCGAUGGAAAAAGAGAGGAUUGUCAUUGAUCACAGCCGGUUACCCUAAGAUACCCUUCAAUCUUUUGAAUGCAGCAAUUUCAAUUUACGAGCUGGAUGGAACUGUUGCAAUCAGUCAUGGAGGCAUAGAAAUUGGACAGGGUAUCAACACAAAAGUAGCUCAAGUUGCAGCUUAUACAUUGGGAAUUGAUAUAAAAUUGAUCAAAAUCUAUCCUUCUAAUACAUUUGUAUCUCCUAAUAACAUUUGGACCGGAAAUAGCCAAACAUCUCAAUCAGUUUGCUCAGCCACUGUCAAUUGCUGUAAAAUAAUAUUGGAAAGGCUUGAUCCAAUAAAAUCAAAAAUGAAGAAUCCUACGUGGCUGGAGCUGAUCAAGGCUGCAUACAAUGCCAAUGUCGAUUUACAUGCUUCCUCCAGUUGGAAGGCACAAGACACGCAAAUUUAUCCUGUUGAAGGGGUUUGCGUUUCAGAAGUUGAGCUAGACAUCCUUACUGGACAGCAUUUGAUCAAUAGAGUUGAUAUUAUCCAAGAUUGUGGACAGAGUUUGAAUCCAAAAUUAGAUAUUGGUCAAGUACAAGGAGCAUUCGUAAUGGGUCUUGGCUAUUACCUUAUAGAAGAAUUGAUUUACAAUUCCAAGACAGGUCAAAUUUUAACAGAUAGAACUUGGAAUUAUACUCCCCCUGGAGCCUUGGACAUACCAGUGGACUUCCGUGUGGCUUUGACUAAGAAGGGGGAUAGCCCAGCUGCAAUCUUUGGAUCAAAAGCUAUUGGUGAACCACCUCUUCUACUCAGUGCCAGCUUUCUAUUUGCCUUCCGGAAAGCGCUGGAUUCAGCAAGGAAAGAUGCGGGUCUGAAGGAAGAAUGGUUUGAAAUCAGACCACCUUUGACCCCGGAAUUCACAUACCAGUAUUGCGCAAAUUCCAUUAAACAGUAUCGCAUUUAAGUUGAUUAGCUAUUGAGCAAAUCAAUUUCAAAUGGAGAAGUCUGCACUUACGCCAUUAAAAUUUGUCUAUUAGCUCUAUUGUAUACUUUAUGAGCUACAUAUGAAUCCUUGAGUGUACAUUUUAUCACAUUUUCUCAAUAAAUCAAAAUUUAAAAACU
Nilaparvata lugens (brown planthopper) is the source of this 4281-nucleotide messenger RNA. Its product is annotated as indole-3-acetaldehyde oxidase. Lineage: Eukaryota; Metazoa; Arthropoda; Insecta; Hemiptera; Delphacidae. The coding region runs from base 434 to 4123 and encodes 1229 amino acids. Gene Ontology annotation, molecular function: 2 iron, 2 sulfur cluster binding; FAD binding; oxidoreductase activity. The transcript has 25 exons. The record is from RefSeq and is a predicted model, not a curated record.